CCUUAGGUAAUCUGGGGAGGACUCCGAGCUUCAGAGUGUUCUCAUCGUAACGAAGCUCUGGCAGCCUUGCAUUUCCAAUCCGGCUUGACAACCGAUCUAUACGAACGUCGCCCUCUCUCGCCCUUGUCUGUGACGUUAUUUUCGUCGCAAGGUCGCCUGCAACAGUCCCCGCCCUCUUCCUCCUUCUUCUUGUUAGGACAUCGUCAGCCAGCCAUGUCGAUAACACCUAUCAUAACGUUUAAGGCGGGCAUAUGCGAAGUUGAUACCUCCUCGCGGCCCUACAAAGUGAAGGCGUCGCCCCGACCAGGCUACAUCUACCUCUUCACCGAGGAUGAGUUACUUCAUUUCUGCUGGCGUGAGCGAAGCGUCCCCCUCGACCAGCCCGAGUUAGACCUUGUUAUGAUCCCGACAGACGGCCAAUUUGUUCCCUACGAUGCCAACAACCAACCUCACGUAUCCGCCAAGACGAACGGACGUCUCUUCGUGCUCAAGUUCCUCUCCUCUUCCCAGCGACACCUGUUCUGGUUACAGUCGAAGCCUCAAGGUCGGAACGGCGACCCCACUUGGUUCAGCCCUCGCGACCGGAAAAUCGGCGACAUCGUGCACAGGCUGCUCCAGGGCGAAGAGGUCGACGUCGCACACGAGCUAGCUGCGAUCAACAACACCGACAACGAUGACCGACGUGGAGGCGAUGACGACGAGCCUAUGGAGGAUGUCGAAGGUCAUGGCAACCCCGACGAGCCCCACGAGGGCGAUGGAGGUGCUGGUCCGGGCGCUACCGGUGGCGAUGUGCGGCAAGAAGGAGAGAGCGCGAGAGAGGGCGGUGCCGACGGCGCCAGAGCUGCCGCCUCGGGCCCCCCCGAUGCUGCAGCUGCAGUCAGGAAUUUUCUCGAUUCAUUGAGAGGAAAUGCCGGGACCAGCCAGGGCGAAGGGAAUUUUUAUCCACUCCUUUCAGACCUCCUCACACCCCCUAUCACCGUACCCGUGGCCCGAGAAGCAACAGAAGAGCAGAUCGACGAAUUGCUCAGCUUCUUGCCCCCCUCAAUCCUCGUUUUUUCGCAACAGGUGGACCAGGAGGAGGAUACCGCAGAACCCACCGCCGCGGCAGUGCAGGCUGCGAAGGAAGCGAUGAGUCUCGGCCAGAAGAAAGCGCUGUUGGAGAAGGUUCUCCGGAGCCCGCUGUUCCACCAGAGCCUGACAAGCCUGUCCAUGGCGAUUCGGGACGGCGGUUUGCCCAGCAUCGCGGACGCGCUGUCCAUCAAGGUCGAGAACGGAGGUUACAUAAGAGGCAGCCAGGUGCCUCUCGGCGGCGGGGAUGCCGUGGAGGCCUUCGUGGAAGGAGUCAAGAAAAGUGUUCAGAAAAAGUAGAUGCGCUAGAAUCCAUUGCUAAGUCCAUCAAUUGGAAGUCCAUAGAUAGACUCAAAAGGCACACACACAUAUAUAUGUGCCUAUAUAAAUGACACAUUCGAACGUGGGCGCCCCGAAGCACGCGUUCUUUGGAAUACUCUAUCUUCGCGUGAUGACGAGGGUGGCUGGGGAGCGGUAGUAGAUGAUGCUUCAAUGU
Molecule: messenger RNA, 1564 nt
Organism: Durotheca rogersii
Lineage: Eukaryota; Fungi; Ascomycota; Sordariomycetes; Xylariales; Xylariaceae
Product: proteasome complex subunit Rpn13 ubiquitin receptor-domain-containing protein
Exons: 4
Coding region: 214-1368 (384 amino acids)
Biological process (GO): ubiquitin-dependent protein catabolic process
Cellular component (GO): nucleus; cytoplasm; proteasome regulatory particle, lid subcomplex
Molecular function (GO): proteasome binding; endopeptidase activator activity; ubiquitin binding
Source: RefSeq, a predicted model, not a curated record